Messenger RNA from Medicago truncatula (barrel medic), 876 nucleotides. RefSeq lists its product as uncharacterized. The record is from RefSeq and is a predicted model, not a curated record. The transcript has a single exon. NCBI's taxonomy places the organism in Eukaryota, Viridiplantae, Streptophyta, Magnoliopsida, Fabales, Fabaceae. Bases 1 to 876 code for a protein of 291 amino acids.
AUGGAACCAGAUUGGGAAAAUUUAGAAGCACUUGCACUAGGUUUAAUUCUUGACAAGUUAGAAGAACGAAUAGAUCAUGUUUGGUUCGGUGCCGUGUGCAAGAACUGGCGAUCAAUUGCAAAGUUUAACCAUCAAAAUCAGCAGUUCAGAACUCAUGUACUACCCAUGCUAAUGAUCCCAAGAACAAACAUAUGUUUGUAUAGCAUUCCAGCCAAGAGAAUGUAUGCAUUUAAAUUUCCAAUUAUUAACUACAAAAUUACUUGUUGCGGAAAUAGUCAUGGAUGGCUUGCAUUAGAAGAUAGAAAUCAUGUCGUAACUAUAUUGAAUCCUUUUAAGAAUGUUGCUCAUAUUAGUCUUCCACCCCUCAAUAAUGCUUAUAAAAGUUCUUGCUAUGUUGUGAAAAAGGUUACUCUUUCUGCUGACCCUAUAAUAAGACCAAAUGAUUACGUGGUUCUAGCAAUCCACAAAUCUUCUAGUCUUGCUUUUAUAAAAGCAGGCCAAACAUGUUGGACUUAUUAUAUAAGAAACUGUUUAUUCUUUAUGGAUGUUAUGUUCUACAAAGAUUUAGUAUAUGGUGUAAGUCACUGUCGCGGUAUAGUGUCCUUCAAUCUUGAUUUAGACGACCCUUAUGGCGUGACGAUAAUUCCAACCAACAACGUUGUUUUUCAUGGAACCUUUAAAGGUUAUCUUGUGAAGUCAUUAGAGGGAGACUUGUGGCUGGUGAAAAGGGAUUUGAGUUUUGAGUACAACAAUUAUUAUACCAUAUGUUUUCAAGUGUGCAAGUUGGAAUUUGAUGCUCAAAGUGGAAAAGUUAAGCAAAUGGUAAAACUUGAGAGUCUUGGAGAUAAUGUUUUGUUUGUGGGAGAGAAUACAUGA